AUGUAUUUUAAUCAACCUUUGCCUAUUUUAACAAUUCAACGUGAUCAGUCAUCGAAUCGUCACACGAAAAAUGAUAUCUGUCGAAUAUGUGGUGAUAAAGCAUAUGUUAUAAACUAUGGCGCACUUUCAUGUUCAUCCUGUAAAACAUUUUUUCGUCGACAUGGUUUUCAUUCUCAACAUAGUCUUGAAUGUAAUUUCAACGCAAAAUGCUGUAUAACACAAGAAACAAGAAAAUAUUGUGCUGCAUGUCGUUUUGCAAAAUGUCUUACAGCCGGUAUGGAUUCAGAUUUAAUUCGUAAAGAAGAUCUAUAUGCCAAGCAUCGUCAACCGCAUUCAUCACAAAAAAAUAAAAUAUCUAAAAAGAUAACUUCUAUACCUCAACUAUUUACAUUGGAUCUUCUCUUUAAUGAUCGAUCAUCUCUUACUUCAUUCGACUGGACAAUGCUUUCGAAUGUUAUUAAUGCUUUUGAUAAAUUUAAUUCAGUAUUUCAAACAAGACAGCUUAUUGAAAGCUUUUCAUCUUGGCCACAACAUUUUUCCUUUGAUAUAUCACAAGUACUUUCUCUUUUCGCUAGUUUCUAUAAAUCAACAGAAUCCUUCAUCUCAUCGUCAGCUGAUUUUCAAAUUCUUACACUUACAGAAAAGCAUUCUCUCUAUCAACGAAAUUUACAUGGUGUUUUAAAUCUAUGUGCUACAUUCAUUUUAUCCUUGUCAGGCAUGUUUAAUAUUUCUACAAAUGAUGAUAGUAUCCUAGCAAGUAUACAUGGAUAUGAUAUAUAUCAACAAACAAAACAAAUCAGUAUGAGAUUAGAAUAUGAUACAGCAAUAAUUAAACUUAUGCUCAUUGCACUUGCUUUUUCUUCAAAUUGUUAUAUGGUAGAUAAACAUGAACAUAUGCACAAUGAUAGUUUAUUAUUGGGAACAUUUCGUUUGUUUGGUAGUCAAAAUAUGUAUAUUGAAAUCUUAUGGAAAUAUAUGAUGUAUCGAUAUGGUUACUCUGAAGCUGCAAUUCGUUUACUUAUACUUGUCAAAAUUAUACUUGAUUUAUUGAAAAUGUCUGCUAAUAUACAUCGAACUAAUGAUUUUUAUCACAAUUUUGUCGAUGAAGCUGUCUUAAUAGCUGAAAAUAUUGUGACAAGAAAUGAAAAAGAAGUUGUUAAGUUGUGGGGUAGACCAUAA
Molecule: messenger RNA, 1179 nt
Organism: Adineta steineri
Lineage: Eukaryota; Metazoa; Rotifera; Eurotatoria; Adinetida; Adinetidae
Source: the annotation of a GenBank genome assembly